AUGGCCCGCGACGCUAUCGUGCACGACGUGGAUCUGCCGUCGCUGGAGUACGACGACGAAGAGACCGCUUACAUGUCCACAGAGACUCCUAGUUUUGACGUGGACGACGCUACGCUGGGCAGCACGUUCGUCAUCGUUGACGAGGACGUAUCCGAUCCGGACGACGACGAUGGAGUCGGCGAAGAGGACGACGUCUCUCCGCUGGUGGCCCGGACGGCAUCGACCUCGGCCACCGAUUCGCGGUCAUCGUCCUCGACCACUGGCAAGGUCAAGUUCAUGGACAAGAUCAGAGACCACAAGAGCUACCAGAAGCUGGCGAGGAUCGUAAAAAAAAAAGGUGAAGAACCCCCAGUAAUCAUGUCGCCAGAUUCAGGAAUUAACGAAUUGCAAGGUCUUAGCCUUGAAGAACAGGAAAAGCAGAAAGAAGAAUGGCAACAAGAGCUGAAUAAGGUCGAAGAAGAAAUAAAGACAUUACGUGAAGUGCUGGGUUCAAAGGUGAAAGCAUCUCAAGAGCUUAGACGUAAGCUCGGUUAUACUGUUUGGCAAGAGAUUAGUGAAGAUGUGUCACAGAGUUUACGAAACGUUAAAGAGUCAAAUGUUUAUCAAAAUGUAGAGGACAAAUUUACCCAAUUUGGAAAAGCUGUUGUUGACGCACCAAUUUAUCAAAAUGUAGAAGGCAAAGUUAAGCAGUUUGGAUCAGCGGUCACCGAAACGCCUAUCUAUCAAAAAACUGAAUCUGUAGUAAAAACAACUGCAGAGAAAGCUACAACAAUAUUUGGAGGAUUUGGUAGUGGUCUCACAACUAAACUUGGCCAAAUUAAGAACUCCGAAUCAUUCCGUUCUUUUGAAGAAAAAGUGGGUUCAGCUUUGGAAAAUGUUAAGACAAAAGUUGCAUCUCGAUCCAACUCAAUGCAGAACUUUGAUGAGAUAUUGGAGGAAGAAACUCGUUUGGCAAAUGAAGAAAAACGUUCUCGAGAAGAGCGUGAGGCAGCAACAAAAUAA
This is a messenger RNA of Macrosiphum euphorbiae (potato aphid), 1002 nucleotides long. The record is from the annotation of a GenBank genome assembly. Lineage: Eukaryota; Metazoa; Arthropoda; Insecta; Hemiptera; Aphididae.